Messenger RNA from Colletotrichum truncatum, 1185 nucleotides. Lineage: Eukaryota; Fungi; Ascomycota; Sordariomycetes; Glomerellales; Glomerellaceae. The record is from RefSeq and is a predicted model, not a curated record.
AUGCCUGCAUGGAAACGGGCCAACACGACGACAAGGGCGAGCAGGGCGGCGACGGGGAGCACGAUCCGUAGACGAGAGUGGGGUCCAGCCAUCGUUGUCGUGGUUAUGAAGCUCGAUCAGGUCAUGGAGGAAUCGUUGGGCGAGAUUUCAAGGACGGAGGUCGACCUUGAUGAAGCCCGGUGGACGAGACAUGGUGGUGUCAGGAAGACUGACAGCGGGCGAGGCGACAUUAAGUUGGAACUUUGCAGUGUCAGGGACGGCAAAUGCGUCGCACCUCCGAAUCUGGCAUCGUCUCGUAUCAAGCAACGCAGGUCGACUGGGGGUUGGAAUGAAAGAUCAUGCAGCUUCCUUGCUACUUGGUCUAAUGCCGCCGUUCAAGCGUACCGAUCCCACAUUGCCGAACAUCAUCGCCGCAUCUUUGAGGUCUUUGUAAACUUCAUCGCCACUGCCGAAGGCGAGCCAGGCGACUGGGAAGAUGAAAGCAUCGAGGAGGUACGAAUUAACAGCUUAGCUGCACUUUUUGGGGAAGAGAUCAAGAAAUACAUAACGGUUCCCGGCGAUGUGCUCACGCGCUACGACGAGUUAGUGCCCAUUUUUGGCCUCGACGGAACCGGCAUGGCCACAUCGCAAAGCUUGUUUGAUGACGAGUACAUCCAUGAGCGCGACAGCUACUUCUCACUUUUGGAGCAGGCGCUAAAGAAAAAGUGUCUCGAGGAGGUGCGUGAGACCAUUACUGUGCCUGAAGAGUUCCGCAUUCUUGCCGAGUACGUCUUCCAGUUAACCGGCCCGGGGCCGGAAGACUACAAAACACACCAAGCAAUGUUCUGGACCGGGACUACCACGUCAGCGGAGGCAAUAGAUGCCAUUGUAAAGACGCCCGACGAGGAAAAUUUCAGCUUCAAUCGUGACUGGGAGUGUGCCGUCUUUUGGGAACCAGGAGAAGGGUGGAGGUACGCCUUCUAUGUGGUUUAUUGCCGGAGGAUUCCCCAGCCGGGUACGGAGCCCGAACCUUGGGCCUGGAGAUAUGUGGUAUCCAGCAUGUACGAGAAGCUGACUGUUUUUGAUACCAUCCCCGAGUUCUUGGAAAUGUAUUGUCGAUACGGCGAGGCAGAGAUCCCCGAUGUGUCUGAGUUGGACGCAGACGACAUUCUGACUGGAAUGUGGGUUAAUUAUGGCUUCAUCUAA